AUGUCACCACUCGCUUCUUCUCCGACUGCAAGGCUACUCGGCUCUGGACGAAACGGCGCCGCGGCAAUUCUUCUGUCCCUAGUCUGCCCUUUCAAUGUUUCCAAUCUCCCACCAACACGUUCAAUUCAUCCCCUUGACAUCGUCUCCUCUCCGUCCCCCUUCUCGCUUCUCAUCCCUCCAACCACCACCCCAACAGUGCUUCUUCUUGCAACACCCAUUGCAACACCCCCACAAGCCGCUGCGACCACUGUUUCCGCUGGAAACUCAAGGACCGCCGCGGCAGCGCUCCUAGCACGAUCCGCAAUCCCCGGGCCAACACCCAUCGCCAACAUCCCCCUCUUCCCCGCCGCCUCCCCCGCCGCCGCCAUAAACGCAGGAGCUGGCGGGAGUGACGUCACUCAUCCCGCUUCCGCUGCCGCCUCCCCCUCCGCCUCCCCCAGUACAGCUUCCGCUGCUCCUCACAUACCAUCCGCCCCCGCCGGCACUCCUUCAGCCAUCCUUCCGCUUCCGCUUACCGCCAUAGUCCCCGCCAAGAAAACCGCUACAGCUGCGGCUGUAGCGCCCGCACCUGCGCAGGGCUCCACGUCACCGCCGCCCAAAUCCCCUCCCGCCAUGACUCGUGGCGGAACGGCAGGCGCGGUCAGCUUGGAGCGCGCUCCGGUAGGGGCGGAGAUUCUUCUGAACGCCGUGAAGGCCGCGGGGCUGCGCGCGCGCGCGAGCGCGUGCGUGUUUGCUGCUGAGAAGCGGACAUUCGAGCUGGUGGCGGGGCUGAGUACACUAAUUGCGCUCAACGCGACGGACGCGUGGGCGCCUCCCAUUGGUCGGAAGGUGCUGACGAACGACUGCCAAUUCUUGAUCGACGCCACGUGUCAAGAUGUCACGCCCACUGGCGGAUGCGACGACCACAACGAAUGCACGACUGACACGUGUGUGCCUGCCGACCCAGCCACAUGUUUGCCUUAUCCCGACUGCCUCUUAGCGGGCCCGUCCUGUUCCUAUACCGCGUCCCCCGGUAGUGAAACGAACCCAGCUUGCAUCGCGCCGCCAACUCCCCCGUCUGCGCCUAAGGGCUCAGUUUCGUCCGCUUCCGCCAAUGUAUCCGCGGGCGGUGGCGGAAGCGGGGACGAGGGGGAAGACGGUGGAAGCGGAGAAGGCGAGGGGAAAGACGGGGAAGGGGGGAAGAACGCGGGAAGUGCGGAUUCGGAUGCGGAGGGGGGAGAGAAGGGGGCGAGCGGGGAAGGGGAGCAAAGCGGCUCAGACGACACGUCUGCUUCGGCUGGCGGCGAUGCUUCUAACGAGGAUGAUACCGGAGAUAAUAACGAGGACGGGUCAGACGACACUGUCGAAAUCGUGGGAACCAUGCCGCCGCCUCGCAGCGCGUGCAUCUUCAUCCCCAAUAAGAACCGCUUCAUGAUCCGCUUAAAGAACCGCUUCCGCGUCCGCCUCUCCGCAAGCGACGCGUGGGCGCCGCGGCCCGGGCAAGUCGCCAUGACCGGUAAUUGCCGGUUUAUAAUCGACUCGGCGUGCGGGGUGGUGGGGAGGCCGGGGGGGUGCGACGACGGGGACGAAUGCACGGACGAUUACUGUUUAUGGCAGGGCGGGAAUAACACUAUCGGGAGUUGCACGCCGUUCCCGUCGUGCUUCUAUGAGAGCGCGCGGUGCGAGAGGCGGGUGAAGGAGGAGUGCGUGGGGAGAGUGGAGGGAGGAGGAGGGGGAGGGGGAGCGGGAGGGGGGCAAGUGGGGGAUGGGGGGUUUGCGGCGGGUGGCGGAAAGGGGAUUCGGACGGUGACUAGUGCGGGUGCUGCCGUGACUGGCGGCGCUGGCCGGGCCGACGGCGCUGACGGUGGCGGCGAUGGAAGCGACGGCGGGGGUGACACAGGGGCGGGUGUGACUAAAGCGAAUGGCAACAGCACAGCCACUGAUGGAAAGGAGAACGGCAGCAGUAAUGGGAGCGGCGAUGGCGGCGGCGAUGGCGGCGGCAUGAGCACGGAGGAUAUCGAGGCGUUGGAGGAGGAAGCACUAGCGCUGCGGCAGGCGCACGGGCAAGGGGAGCAGCAGGAUCCCCCAGCAGACCAAGACGAUUCACCAGGCUCGGCAGAAUCAGGCUCGGAAGACCCGGACCUCCUCGCCCCGCGCUUGCGCGCCCCCCUCCCCCGCCCCGCGUGCCUGUUCCGCCCCAAGCAGGGGCUGUUCGUCCGCGUGGAGGGUUGGCCGUUCUCCGCGCGCCUGUCCCGCGCGGACGCGUGGGCGCCGCCCCCCGCCGCCACGACUCUCUCCGGCGACUGCCGCUUCGAGCUCGACUCGUUCUGCUCGGUCGUGUCGCGCGUCGCGCGCGGGUGCGACGACGGCGACGCGUGCACGCUCGACACGUGCGCGUGGGCGGGGCGCGCGAACCGCGUCGGUAGCUGCGAGCCGUUCCCCUCGUGCUUCUACUCGUCCGCGUUCUGCGUGCACACGGACGUGUGCGGAAGGCCGGGGGGGAACCGCACGCGCGGGCGGGGAGGUGUGGUGAAAGAAACUAUGGCGGAUGGUGGCGGCGUCGGGGGGAAUUCGGAAGCGGGGAGCGGUGGUGGUGCUGCUGCUGACGGGACUGACGCCGAUGCUGACGGUGACGGUGACAGUACUGAUGCUGACGGUGACGCUGAUACCGAUGCUGAUGCGGAUGGUGAUGGUGAUGGGGGUGCUGAAGAGGUGAACGACCCUUACUCCGACCCUUCGGAUCAGGAAUGGCCGAACUUCCAGAUCUACCCCCCAGCCAAAACCGGCUCGGUGGUGGAGGCUUCACAAACCCUUACCCCAGGGGCAGGAGGAGGAACCUCCAACGGAACCACCACGCAAGACGUGCUGCGCACGUUAUCCCAGCCUAUCCCCUUUACAGACACCUCCGUUUCAGGCUCUUUCAACGUGUACCAUUUCGGCGCCCUGGGCGACGGGCAGAACGACGAUGGCGAGGCUAUCGAGACAGCUUUUAACGAAGCAUGCAAGUGGGCGCGGCAGAACAACGCCAAAGCAACGGUCACCAUUCCCGCUGGAGCUGAUUUCCUCACCACCCCCAUGGUAUUCUCCGGGCCCUGCGGGCCAGGUGUCAUCUUCUUAUUGGACGGGAGGAUUCUGGCUCCUAACAUGCCCGUUUCUUCCUACCAAUCGGCUUACAGCGUGGUGGCGCAUCUUUUUUUCGACCGUGUGACCGGGCUGACCGUGACGUCGUCCGGGCAGGGCAGGCAGGCAGGGAGUUUUGACGGGCAGGGGCUGGAGACGUGGCGGGAACAUUUGUCGCUCGGGCAGCCCGACUCUUAUGCCCGACCAAAGGGGUUGUCUUUCCAAAAGUGUGAUAAUCUCGUUAUAGAGCAAAUCACUGUACGGAACCCGCCUGAGAUGCACAUCAGCAUACAGGAGUGCAACAAUGUGAUUGUACAGGAGGUGACUGCAAUGAGUCCGUACAACAGCCCUGGCACUGACGGGCUGCACCUGGCCGCUGCAACGAAUGUGAUUAUAAGGAACUGCAGGAUGCACACGGGCGGCAACGGCAUCGCUAUAGUGGAUAAGAGCGCCAAUAUCAGCAUCAGCCGUGUGUUCAGCUCCGCUGGCCGGGGAAUCAGGUAUAUACUUGUGGGUAGAUUCAGUAGUUCCCUACCACCGCCAACAUCAGCGUCAGCCAUGUGUUCAGCUCAGCUGGUCGCGACAUCAGGUUUGGAUUCCACCACCCCUCUCUUGUCUCGCCUCCUUCAGAUCUCUCACUUUCCCCAAACCACCAACCCACCUUCCCUAAUUCCACCUUCCGCUUUUCUCCCCUCCCUACCCCCCGACAGCAUAUUCAAUCUCGGCCGGGACCACUUCACGGCGUGUGUAACGAAUGUGACUGUAAAGAACGCGACGGUGUACGGAGGGAGGAACGCGCUGCGCAUAAGCACGUUCCAGGGCGGCAGGGGGUGCGUCUCCAACGUGCACUUUGCUGACGUGGAGGUCAUCGAGACGACCGAACCAAUCAAAAUCGACCAGAUGGAGGUGAGGGAGAGAGGGGGGUUGGGGAGGAGGGGGGGGGAGGAGGGGUCUGGGCUGACUGCGGUGGAGAGCGGUGAGGGUGGUGAUAGUAACGGGAGUGAGAGCAGUGGGGUGGGAGGGAGUGAGAACGGGGAGGGUGAUACUGGGAGGGCAGGGGAGGAGGAUGAAGUGCCUCCGUUGCAAGCUAAAGAGGCGACAGGAAGUGACACGGGAGGAGGAGAGGAGGGGGGAGAGAGUGGAGAGGGUGGGGAUAGUGAAGGAGGAAAGGGAGGAGAAAGUGGAGGAGGAGAUGGUGGGGAUGACGGGGGAGGGAGUGGAGGGAAUGGAGGUGAGAGCAGUGAGGGGAAGGAGGGUGACAGCAAGGAGGGUGCAGCAUCGAGCAAGCAGGAGGAAGAAAAGAAGAAGAGGGAGGAGACACUGAAGCGAGUGAGGGAGACGAAGAGCAAGAGGGAGGCACUGCGGCAAAAGUGGAGGGAGGCGAGGGCGAAACGAGGCGGAGGGGUGGCGAAGCCGACCCAGGUGGACGGGGAUGGGGCUAAGGUAGCGGAGGGGAGUGGGGAAGGGAGUGAGGGAGGAGGGAGUGAGGGAGGAGGGGAGGAAGGGGGCCAGGGCAGCAGUGGAGGAGAGUCAAGCGGCUCUAGCACCCCCAGUGGUGGGGGUGGAAGUGAUGGUGGGGGUGGAAGUGAUGGUGGGGCCUCCCAGAAGCCCAGUGGGACUGGUGGGUCGAGUGACGGAGGAAAGGACGAUGGUGGCACCAGUGCUGGUGGUGAUGGUGAUAGUGGGUCUGGAUCAGCGGACGGAGAGCAAGGGGGGGACAGCAGUUCGGGUACGCAGGCGGGUGGAGGAGAGGAGGGAGGAGGGGAGGGUGCAGGAAACGAGGGUGCAGGGGACCAAGGGAGUGAGGGCAGUGCCGAUAAUAACAGUGGUGGUGAUAGUAGCGCCGGUGACAAUGGCGGUGAUAGUGGCGGUGAUAGUGGUGGUGAUGGUUCCGGUGAUAGUUCAAGUGAUAGUUCCAGUGAUAGUUCCGGUGAUAGUGCGGGUGAUAGUGCAGGUGAUAGUGGUGGUGAAAGUGGUGGUGAUAGUUCUGGUGACAGUAACGGAGAUGAGGACGAGAGGGGGAAGCAGGAGGAGGAGGGGGAGGAGCAGGAGGAAGAGGGGGAGGAGGGGGGGGAGGAGGAGGAGGAGGAGGAGGAGGAGGAGGAGGAGGGGGGGGGAGGAGGAGGAGACUGGGGCGAAACCCCCCCAGCGGACUAUACCGCGGACGACACCAGUGACGACACCAGCAGCGGAGGUGAUUAUAACGCGGAUGGAGGAGCAGGUGAGGGAGAGGGAGGAGGGGAAGAGGGAGGAGGAGGGGGCUCUGAUGGGUCGGGAAUAGAUCCGUACGACCCUCUAGGCUCAUCAGCGUCUGGUGGUGGUGGUGGUGGUAGUGGUGGCGGCAGCGGCGGGCAAGGGGGCAGCAACAGCGGUAGCAGCGGGAAUGUGCAGGAUGGAAUAACAUUGGGAAGCCGCACCAGCAGGAGUGGCACCGGCAGCACCGGCGGCACUGGGGGAAAUAGGAGUCCCGAGGAGGUUGUUGGGGCCACUGGUGGUGGCACUGGUGGUGGCACUGGCAGAGGCAUGCCGAAUGACCCGUGGCGAGGUGCUGGGGGAGGAGGGAACACGCUGGGUGGUGGAGGGAGUGGUGGGAGUAAGGGCGGCAGCGGGGGGAAGAGUGCGAGUGGGGUGCAAAAGGCUGGGAAGAACAGCGGGAGUGGCAGCAGCAGCGACAGCAGCAGCAGUGGUGACGAGGAGGAGGGGGGGAGCAGUGGGAGCGAGAGCAGUGGAGGCACUGCAGGGAUGAAAGGGAGGAACCAACACGGGGGGAUAGGGUCGAACAAGGUCGGCCCGAUGCCAGAUGAUAAGACCACAGGGGGAAAGCACAAGAGCCCCAGCUCUGCUCCCAGCAGCGGUGAUUCCCCCAGCAGCAGCAGCAGCAGCAGCAGCAAUGACUCCCCGAGCAGCAGUGGUGGUUCGUCCGGCUCCUCCUCUUCACCUGCGCCUGAUGCGGAUUCUGAAGGGGAUGGUGGGGAUGGUGGGAGCGAAUCAGGUGGUGACACGUCGGAUGCUGGUAAUGCAGGAGGGGAGGGGAAAGGUGGAAGCAGCGAUGGGGGCAGUGGAGGGGACAGUGGCAGUGGAGGGGGGUUUGUGGGGCACAAGGAGAGGCAGGAGAAGGCAAGGCGGGAGAAGGAGCGGCAGGGGCAGCACCUGGGCUCCUCCUCGGAUUCUGGAAAGGCGGAUUCGUCAGGUGAUGAGGCUGCUUCAGAGGGUGGUUCUUCGGAUGCAGCAGGGGGAACGGAGGGUGCUGGUUCCGGGGAGGCGGGGGGGAAGGGGACGGGUGGAAAGAAUGAUACCGUGGACGCGGGUGGGGAGAAGGGGGGUGAUGCAGGCGAGGAGGGCUCAGGAGAGGGGGAGAAUGAACAGGAGGGGGAAAAGGGGGGUGGUGAGGGAGGGAGUGUGGGAGGGGAGGAGGCAUCAAAGGAUGGGCAAGGGGACAAGGGGACGGAUGGGACAGAAAAAAGCACGGCAGAGGAAGGGAGUGGUGAACAGGUGAAGGAAGAAGAGCAAGCGAAAAACACCACGAGCAGUGGGGAGGUGAAGAGCGGAGGAGGAGCGGAUCCGCCCACCGGGAGCAGUGAGGAGAAGGUGACAGGCGAUGGAGGGGAGAAGGAAGGGGAGGCAAGUAACACCACAAGCAGUGAGGAGGAGAAGGGGGCAAGUGAUGGAGGGGUGAAGGAAGGAGAGACGAAAAACACCACAAGCAGUGAGGCAGUGAAAAGUGGAGGAGCGGAUCCGCCCACAAGCAGUGAGGCAGUGAAAAGCGGAGGAGCGGAUCCGCCCACAAGCAGUGAGGGGAAGGUGGCGAGUGAUGGUGAGGCAGAAUCCCCCACCGGGAGCAGUGAGACUGACUCUAGUGGAGAGGAUGGCACCAGCUCUGAGAGCUCUGAGUCAAAGUCUGACAGCUCAGAGCCGCAAUCUGACAGCUCAGGCACGGAGGCUUCUGGAGGGGAGAGCGGCGACACGGGUGGGGAAGGAAGUAAUGUUGGAGAUGGUGGGGGUGGAGGUGGGGGGGGUGAGGGGAGCAGUGGUGCAGGGGCAAUAGCACCAUCUGUUGGGGAGGAUGCUGCUGAGGCUCCAGCAUUAGACUGGGUGUGGUGGCCGUUUGGGAACGGAAAAGGCGGGGUGAAGAGUGACGUGGAUGCGCUGCUUCCUCAAGGCUGGGGUGGUGCAGCAGCGAGCGGAGGAGGAGGGACGGGGAAUGGGAGGAGGGAGAGGCUGUACAGACCAGCAGUGCAGCCUAAUCCAGUUGUGAUUGGGGGAGGAGGGACUGGCCAAGGAAGUGCAGUUGCUGCCUCAACUGACUUCGCCUCAUCUGGUUCCUCCUCGUCCUCGUCCCACUCUACAAGUGGCACGCGCAUAGUCACUUCUGGAGUCGAGCCGACAUACAGUGCUGGGGACAUGGUAUAG
Messenger RNA from Closterium sp. Naga37s-1, 7509 nucleotides. The record is from the annotation of a GenBank genome assembly. NCBI's taxonomy places the organism in Eukaryota, Viridiplantae, Streptophyta, Zygnematophyceae, Desmidiales, Closteriaceae.